Molecule: messenger RNA, 993 nt
Organism: Fomitopsis serialis
Lineage: Eukaryota; Fungi; Basidiomycota; Agaricomycetes; Polyporales; Fomitopsidaceae
Product: tetrapyrrole biosynthesis uroporphyrinogen III synthase
Exons: 3
Coding region: 1-993 (330 amino acids)
Biological process (GO): uroporphyrinogen III biosynthetic process
Molecular function (GO): uroporphyrinogen-III synthase activity
Source: RefSeq, a predicted model, not a curated record
AUGGCCCACGUCCUACUACUCCGGGCACCCAGCCACGAUGGCCCCGACCGCUACGAGUCUGCCCUCAGCGACAAGGACCUCACGCCUGUCUCCGUCCCCGUAGUCGAGACGGGCUACACGAACCUCGACAAGCUCAAGGAGACUAUCGUAGCGGGCCCAGAGAAGGGCGAGUUCGGCGGCGUGAUCGUGACGAGCGCGCGGAGCUGCGAGGCGUGGAAGGCGGUCGUCCUCGAGCUCGUCGGGGAAGAUCCCGAGGAAGAGGCGGGUGAGGCGACGCACUGGUCUACCGUCCCGUUCUACGUCGUCGGCGAAGCGACCGCGACCGCGCUCCUCUCCAUCCGCUCCAUCGUCGGGAAGUACCCCGGGUACGCGCCCUCGGAGGAGAACGUCCGCGGCGCCGGCUCUACAGGGACGUCGGAGAAACUCGCGCGGUUUAUCGUCGACGAGCUCUCCUCCGCCCCGCCGGACAGCGCGCGGAGGCGGCUGCUCUACCUGACCGGCGACAAGAACCGGGACACGCUCCCGAGGGUGCUCGAGGAGGGCGGCGUGCACGCAGUACCUGUGCAGGUGUACGAGACGCAUGGAUCGUCGACGUUCGGGGCUGAUUUGGAGGAGGCGCUCACGGGGAAGGGGAGAGACGAGGAUGGGAAGGCGGGGAGGCUAUUGAAGAAGUCCGCCUGCAGAAGCUCACAUAAAUGGACGGUGUCGCGCUCGUUAGUUCCUGCGCGCUGCUGGAUCGUCUACUUCGCACCCUCCGAGGCGGAGUUCACCACUCCCGUCCUGCGCGAACACUUCACGCUCUCCUCCUCAAACAAUGAUUCCACCGCACCGGCUGGCGAGAAACCCGUAGCGCGUAUCGCAUCGAUAGGCCCGACAACGGGUGAUUUCCUCCGGAACAACCUGGGCCUGCGGGUGGAUGUCGUUUCGCCGAAGCCAAACCCUGCAUCGCUGGCGAAGGCGAUCGUGGAGUUUGACGAGGCGCAUCCCUGGUGA